Molecule: messenger RNA, 932 nt
Organism: Amphiprion ocellaris (clown anemonefish)
Lineage: Eukaryota; Metazoa; Chordata; Actinopteri; Pomacentridae
Gene: cart3
Product: cocaine- and amphetamine-regulated transcript 3
Exons: 3
Coding region: 48-428 (126 amino acids)
Biological process (GO): cellular response to starvation; adult feeding behavior; positive regulation of MAPK cascade
Molecular function (GO): neuropeptide hormone activity
Source: RefSeq, a predicted model, not a curated record
UGCGGAGGGAGUGACUAUUGGAGAGAAAGCAGAGGGGAAGGCCACACAUGCUGCCGCGCACCGGGACCAUGCAUAGCUCCAGGCUGAUCAGCGGGGCGCUUCUCUGCGCGCUGCUGGUGCUCUCCAGCGUCGCUGGAGCCGAGAUGUUGGACAGCGAGUCCGAGGAGGAGCUGAGCCCCAGAGCCCUGCGGGACUUCUACCCCAAAGGUCCGAACCUGACCAGCGAGAAGCAGCUGCUCGGAGCUCUCCAAGAAGUUCUGGAAAAGCUGCAGGCUAAACGACUGCCUUUAUGGGAAAAGAAAUUCGGCCAAGUCCCAACGUGUGAUGUCGGGGAGCAGUGCGCCGUGAGAAAAGGCGCUCGGAUCGGGAAGAUGUGCGACUGUCCCCGGGGAGCCUUCUGCAACUUCUUCCUGCUGAAGUGCUUAUGAGCCUGAAUGUAGCAUUGAGAUGUGGAAAAAUGAAAAACUCUCACUCGAUUCCUUUGUAAUUACUGUCAUAUUUUUUAUGAUACAGCUGAGGAGGAGGUGGGGUGACUGCAACCAGCACGAAAAAGAACUAUAGUAGUUCUAUGGUGUAUAUUUUGGAAAAGUAUAUUAUAUCACAGAAAAGCUGUAUGUUGCUUUAAGGAUGCUGAUGAGCAGGAGAUGAGAACACCGUAAAUAUUCAGAACCACUUUAUGUCUGUAAAAAACCCCACUUUGGAUCAUUGUUGUGAGAAAUAACCUACUAACUGCACGAUACAACUCACCCGAGGACCACAAACACACUGUAAACCUCCUAACAGCAAUAUUAUGGGAAUAUUAUAGUGAUUCUUCGUCUGGCUGGAUCCAACCUGUCUUUGGAACUUGAAAUAUUUUGUUUCCGAUGAAUGUUUUGUGUAUGAAUAAUAAUAACAAUGGUAAUAAUAAACUGUGGAUCAUGUUGUUUUGUAAA